Molecule: messenger RNA, 1959 nt
Organism: Linderina pennispora
Lineage: Eukaryota; Fungi; Kickxellomycota; Kickxellomycetes; Kickxellales; Kickxellaceae
Product: NCA2-domain-containing protein
Exons: 1
Coding region: 54-1616 (520 amino acids)
Cellular component (GO): mitochondrial outer membrane
Source: RefSeq, a predicted model, not a curated record
CAGCAUCGGAGAGCAUCAGCAUAGCGAGCAAGACUGAUUCUGAGCUGGUGCUGAUGAGCGCUGUUGCAGCGAUCCAUGCCCACACCAUCGAGCAACUGCUCUCUGCAGUCCUGCCUCUGUCAAUCGACAUGGACUACUGGGCGGCGCAGGACAGCGGCGCCAUAUCUCUGGCCUUGUACUUUGUCGAGUCUUUGCCAGCGCGCGCCUACGUCUGUAUCACAAAAGCUGCCGCUGCAAUGAUCGAGUUCGCGAUGCGCGAUAACGUCAGCCUAAGACAGGUUGCAGAAGAGCUGUACAACUUCCUGUCCACCAGGCUCCUGUUCCCUGAUCUGCCGCUUGUCCGCAACAGCUCGUUGGCGAGGCUGCCGCAGGUGCCCGAGAAAGUCAAUAUUCUGAGCCUGACCCGGCGCGAGGUGCGCGGCAAGCUGCGCGGUCUGGAACUGGCACGUAACAGUCUGGCACUGCAGAUCGGGCAGCUGUCACAGGCGUCUGCGGUUGACAACCAGACGGCCAUCUCAGUUACCGGGCUGGUGGAGCAGAUCGCUGAUAUCAUCAAUUCGGCUGACAGAUCCAGGUCAGAGCCCAUCUCGGUCCAGGGUGAUGCAGAUCUUGCCACAUUGGCUGCAAGCACGCUGGACAUGGCCAGACGCAUCAACAGCCUGUCAUCCAGCCAACUGCACAAGAUCAAAGCAUACAGACGCCCGUCACUGUUCACACGAGCGUGGCUCCCCGGAAUAGUAGUCCUUUGCAGCGUACGGUACUUGUCGCAGUAUAUUUCAGGACGCAGCGAGGACAUCGCCAACUGGGCGAAGGACAGCCUGACAACUAUGUGCAACUAUGUGUCGCAGUACAUCAUACAGCCGCUCCGAAGCGGCUACGAGACCAUCCGUUACGGCAAGCACACUUACAGCGUCACCACCGAGGAAUCACUGGUGUCAGACUUCCAGUCGCUGGAGGACAUGGUUGUGCGAUUUGCCUCCCGUUUCGGCAAUUCCGAUGCUACGGCUAUCCGCCAGCGUGUAAUGGGGGGUGACCUGUCUGACGUCAUGAGUGUCUAUGCGCGCGAGAUGCAGCAGCCAUUCCGCAAUGUUCUGUUUGGCGACCUCGUGCAGGCCAUGCUGAUACAGGUGCAAAAAGUCAAAGUCGACGUGGGCCAGACCAUGGCAGCGCUUGACAAGCUGCUCAAAUCCAACGAGCUCAACUUUUUGCUGCUCUCGACGGUGCCAGCCACCCUGACGCUGUACUCUGCAGCCAGCUGGGUCAGCAGCCUGCUGUCGCGCUGGAUCAGCGGCGCCAGCCGGCAUGCGGUUGCAUCGAUCCAGGUCUCCAUGCGCGACAUUGACCGACUGCUUAACAUCGAUGAGUCGAAGCCUGUGCCGCCGGCCGUGCAGGGCCAGCUAAUCUGCCUCACACUUGAUUUGCGCCGCCAAGCCCUGGCAUUGCCGAAUGCCGCAGCCCCUGGCGUCCUGAGGCUCGGUCACAAUUGGCUGCCAGCUCCCCCCAGAGCGCGCUCGAUGUUCCUGCAGGAUGUUAGGGACCUUGAGAGUGCCAGGCUGUCUGGGCGCCAGAAGCGCCAAGUCAUCGAGCGCAUGCAUCGCACAUUCCGUUUCCUCUAGACCCAUCGCCUAUAAAUAUGCGCUUGUGUGACGAGGCCGUGGUCCGCUAAUGUUGUGUGGAGAGGAGGCACUGAACUCUCGUAAACCGGGGCCAAUAGAUGCCAGGCCGGCAAUCCUUCCUCUUAAAAAAAAAACUUGCUCUUAGCCUAUGUGCAUAAUCGCAUAAACAUUGACCGUUAAGCAUAGGCGAGAAACUGGCUGAGGCUCAUAGGCUCCACGCCCAGACACACUGGUUCUUUUUGCCGUUUUUUUUUUUUUUUCGCUUGACUGGACUACAGACCGGAUAGAGCAGAGGCGACAAAAGGUGGUUGUUAGUGGCAGUGGACCAGCUGCAAUCAGUGCA